Messenger RNA from Penicillium oxalicum, 4293 nucleotides. Its product is annotated as ubiquitin-binding TORC1 subunit KOG1. Lineage: Eukaryota; Fungi; Ascomycota; Eurotiomycetes; Eurotiales; Aspergillaceae. Gene Ontology annotation, cellular component: cytoplasm; TORC1 complex. Gene Ontology annotation, molecular function: protein binding; protein-macromolecule adaptor activity. The coding region runs from base 1 to 4293 and encodes 1430 amino acids. The transcript is spliced from 6 exons. The record is from RefSeq and is a predicted model, not a curated record. Gene Ontology annotation, biological process: TOR signaling; cellular response to amino acid stimulus; regulation of autophagy.
AUGAGAGAUCCAACCGCAGAUAUGGAAGAAUCCUCACAGCAGCCCGCGACGAACGGGGACGAGCCCCGCCGUCCCACGAGAUCUGUUCGCGUCGCAUUCGGACCCGAGCUGGAAACGACUAUCCCCGCACGCGAUCGCUCUCCAGCCCCAAUGAGUGGUCAUCAUCGAUCAUUCACUUCGGUUGAGCAAAUGUCUUCAUCGCUGGCUCAGCCCUCGCGCCCAACAAGCUCCGGGGGAGAAAAUGCGGGGAAUUCACAAGCAGAGCUACCCCGGCGUCCAUCCGCGCGGGGGUCCGAGAAUGGGCGGCCAGCAAUGCUUAAACGAGCACGCAGUGACUACGGUCCCAGCACAGUUACUUUUGACAAGUCACUCGGCGAUGAGGAGGAGGACUUUGCCAUGCGUCAUGGCUGGCAGGAGGAAUACACCUCCAGCGAAUACCUCAAAAUUCUACAUUCUAAUUUCUAUAUGUACUUCACAGAGAAACGGCACGAAACGAAUGGUAUCCCUCGCGAUCCGGACGGAAGCUGGCCAACCCAGGAAUGGCGGAUGAAGGACAGACUCAAGACAGUCUCUGCAGCCCUAGCGAUUUGUCUCAACAUUGGUGUUGACCCCCCCGAUGUGGUCAAAGCAAACCCGACCUCGAAGCUUGAGUGUUGGGUCGAUCCCACCUCGACCACGGCCGGCGCGCAGAAUAAGAUCAUGGAACAGAUUGGUAAGAAGUUGCAGGAGCAGUACGAGACGCUGAGUCUGCGCACUCGGUAUAAGCAGUAUCUGGACCCAUCCGUCGAUGAAACCAAGAAAUUCUGCAUGUCUCUGCGUCGAAAUGCCAAGGACGAGCGAGUGCUGCUCCAUUACAAUGGUCACGGUGUUCCGCUGCCCACCGCAUCUGGCGAGAUCUGGGUCUUCAAUAAGAACUACACCCAGUACAUUCCGGUGCCGUUGUAUGACUUGCAGUCGUGGCUGGCAGGCCCGAGUCUUUUCGUGUUUGACGUGUCUCACGCUGGCAACAUUGUUCAUAACUUUCACAAUUUCGUGGAAAAACACGAGAAAGAGAAUGCCGAGGUCAAGAAGCGUGACCCGAAUGCCGUGGUACAGAACUACAGCGAUUGCAUUCUCUUAGCGGCGUGUCAAAAAGACGAGUCCCUUCCCACGAAUCCCGACUUGCCGGCAGAUCUCUUUACAUGUUGUCUGACGACCCCCAUCGAGAUUGCCCUGCGGUUUUUCAUUUUGCAAAACCCAUUGAAAACUGAUCUCUCCAUUGAUGAAUUCCGCGUGCCUGGUCGUCUUCAGGACCGUCGCAGCCCCUUGGGAGAGCUGAACUGGAUUUUCACCGCAAUCACGGAUACAAUCGCUUGGAACACUUUGCCUCGCGCCCUUUUCAAGAAGCUUUUCCGUCAGGAUCUGAUGGUAGCCGCCCUGUUCCGCAAUUUCUUGCUCAGUGAGCGCAUCAUGCGGACCUACAAAUGCCACCCCAUCUCUUCUCCCGAACUUCCCAAGACUCAUAAUCAUGCUCUCUGGAAAAGCUGGGACCUUGCGGUGGAGAUGGUCCUAUCGCAGUUGCCCGCUCUCAUAGAUCACGAGGAGGGACGUCGACAGUACGAAUAUCAACAUUCCCUCUUCUUCGCCGAGCAGCUUACCGCGUUCGAGGUCUAUCUGUCCUCUGGCCCGACGGAGAAGAACCCACCAGAUCAACUACCGAUCGUUUUGCAGGUUCUACUCAGUCAAGCUCACCGGUUGCGUGCUUUGAUACUCCUGAGCAAGUUCCUCGACCUGGGCCCAUGGGCUGUCCACUUGGCCCUCAGCAUCGGCAUCUUCCCAUACGUCGUAAAGUUGCUGCAGUCAGCUGCCCAGGAAUUGAAGCCUGUCAUGGUCUUCAUUUGGGCGCGCAUCAUGGCCGUAGACAACACGGUCCAGAUGGAUUUGCUAAAAGACAACGGCAUUCAUUACUUCAUCUCGAUCCUCAACCCGUCAUCUCCGAUCCCAGUGGGCAAUGCCAGCGAGCACCGUGCCAUGUGUGCCUUCAUUGUCUCACUCUUUUGCAAGAAUUACCCCCAGGGACAGAAUGUUUGCCUCUCAGGCGACUUGUUCGACUCAUGCCUGAAGCAUUUGGGUGACGUUGAGAAUCCUCUACUCCGCCAGUGGUCAUGUCUCUGCCUUAGUAUGCUUUGGCGUGAUUUCCCAGAAGCGAAGUGGAUGGGUAUUCGUUGUGCGGCAACCACGAGACUCUGUGAAUUAAACUUCGAUCCCGUGCCGGAGGUUCGCGCCGCUAUGCUUCACGCCGUCACGACAUUCCUCGGAAUCCCAGACCUGACCGAUCAAGUGGCUCAAAUAGAGGAAUCGCUGGCGAUGGCGGUCCUGCCAAUGGCCGCCGACGGGAGUGUUCUUGUCCGAAAGGAGCUUGCUGUGUUCUUCUCGACUUUCGUCAAGCGUCACCAGAACAAGUUUGUGGUAGCCGCGUAUGACGAGAUGCAAGACGAAAAGCGAUCUUUGAUCCAACGUCUUCACCGCGAAACAUCGCACGCUCCUCAGCUUGACACUGGAAAUGAUGAAACAAUCUCCGAGUCCAAGCAAAUCUCACUGUCACGGAAUACAACGUUCGGAACUGUCUGGAAGCAAGUCCUCAUUCUUUCCGUCGACCCCCACCCGGACAUCGCUCAGGAUGCCGGAGUUAUUGUUGACUUUAUCCACCUUGCUCUUCUCGAGUCGCCCAUGGCAACGCUCGCCGACAAGAUCAGAAUCGAAAUCUUGGAUCUUACAAAUCGGGUGGCCCAACGCUAUCAAGCGCAGGAAAGGACGGAAACAAAGAAGUCUGCGCCCCCCUCGACUCCCCCAUCAUCCAAUAUUGCGCCCGCCAAACAAGAAGGAUUUGUUUCGCUCAGCUUCAGACGGACUGCGAGUGUCGCUGCUUCCUUGAAGAAUCUUGCCUUCGGUGGCUCUGCGACGGACUCCUCCGAAAACUCAGGCCCACCUUCGCCCACUUCAAAGAGCCGUAUGCCUAUGACGCCCCGUGGUCGUGCCCCCCCAGAGUGGACUCGCCCUCCUGAGGUGAACGAUCACGUCGCACCGGCGAACGCGUACCAUCAAGCCCCGAUCCCUAUUUCUCGAGGUUUCCGUUCUCGGAAAUCCGAUGAAACACCCAGUAUCCCUCUCAAGAGCCGUUUUCUAGACUGGUCAACAGAGUACUUCCGCGAGCCUCAAAUGAAGCCGAAUGAGCCCGAUGAGCCUGGCAGUGCUGAUUACAAUGAGCGUCUUUGGCGAAGAGGUCGCAACGAGAAAAUCAUCUCAGAGACACAGCCUCUCAAGGUCAAGGCCGGUACAAGUCGCUGGGACAACUCGAUCACCCUUCUCUCGAACAGUAGCCAGCCGUUGAAGAUGUGUUUCCAUCAAUUUGAAGACCACCUUGCAGUCGCGGAUGACCGAGAUACCAUUGCCAUUUGGGAUUGGCAAAAUCACAAGCGACUUAACCAAUUCUCGAAUGGUAACCCCGUGGGUUCGAAGAUUAACGAAGUUCGAUAUAUCAACGAAGACGACCAAGCUCUCCUGUUGACUGGCUCGUCAGAUGGCGUUCUGAAAUUGUUCCGCCAGUACGAAUCGUCAAAGAAAAUUGAGGUCGUUACUGCUUUCCGAGCCUUGCCCGAAUUGAUCCCAAGCAACCGAAAUGCCGGUCUUGUACUCGACUGGCAGCAAGGACAGGGUAAAGCUCUCGUUGCUGGAGAUGUCAAGGUGAUUAGAGUUUGGAAUGCAGCCACUGAGGUCUGCACAAAUGAUAUCCCUGCUCGUUCCGGAUCAUGUAUUACAUCCUUGACCUCUGAUCAAGUAGCGGGUAACAUCUUUGUUGCGGGUUUCGGCGACGGUGCCGUCCGAGUCUUCGACCAGCGCCUCAAGCCAACCACCUCCAUGGUCAAAGUUUGGCGGGAGCACAAACAAUGGAUCACGAACGUUCACAUGCAGCGUGGUGGAUUGCGCGAGCUUAUCUCCGGUAGUCGAAAUGGCGAAAUCCGCCUGUGGGACCUCCGCAUGAACAGUUCUCUUUCCACCAUCUUCGCCACCAAGGAUACCCUCCGCACCUUGAGUGUUCAUGAACAUGCACCUGUCUUCAGCAUGGGCACCAACCGACACGAAGUUAAGACCUACAACGUUGAUGGUACCUACCUUUCCAGCUACGAGCCGUACUCGAGCUUCCUCCAGCACAACCGCUCCUCUCCAAUCGCUGGAACAGCUUUUCAUCCGCAUCGCACAAUGCUUGCCUGCGCGGCAUUGAAUGAUCACCAUAUCAACCUGGUUUCCUGCUAA